This is a messenger RNA of Olea europaea var. sylvestris, 1515 nucleotides long. Its product is annotated as transcription factor DIVARICATA-like. The record is from RefSeq and is a predicted model, not a curated record. The transcript has 3 exons. Gene Ontology annotation, molecular function: DNA binding. Bases 283 to 1158 code for a protein of 291 amino acids. Lineage: Eukaryota; Viridiplantae; Streptophyta; Magnoliopsida; Lamiales; Oleaceae.
GCCAUAACUCCAUGAAAAAAAAUGUGGAAACCACUAAUUCUCCCUUCAAUUCAGUAACAAAAAUGCCUGAAGCAGAUGCAUACAUAUACUAUAAUACCCAUGAAAGCUUGUCUUUUAAGCGGGACCUACAUACACCUUCCACCCAAUCAUUCUCCAUUACUUUUCAUUUCUCUGGCUUUCUUCUUGUAUUAGAAUAUUACAGUGUUUUCUGUUCUCAAGAUCUUGCCAUCUGACUGACAAACAAGUGUUCACUAAAUUGCCUGUUAAGAGUAACUGCAAAAAAUGAACUGGGAAAUGGAAUUCUUGUCUCCUGCACCAUAUCUGAGUUCCUCAAAUUGGUUUUCUGAGGAGAACAAGGGGACAAAAUGGACAGCUGAAGAGAACAAAAGGUUUGAGGAUGCUCUUGCAUUAUUUGACGAGGAAGCUCCAGAUCGAUGGUACAGUGUUGCAGCUAUGAUCCCUGGAAAGACUAUAAUUGAUGUGAUCAAACAGUACAAGGAAUUGGUAGAAGAUGUUACGCAUAUAGAAGCAGGGUUAAUCCCAAUACCAGGCUAUACCAAUCAUAUUAAUUCUUUCACAUUGGACUGGGUGAAUAGCCAUGGUUAUGAUGGAUUAAAACACCUAUAUGGUCCGGGAGUGAAGAGGAAUUCAUCGACUCGUUCUUCUGAUCAUGAAAGGAAAAAGGGAGUUCCAUGGACUGAGGAAGAACACAGGCAAUUUCUGUUGGGGCUCAAAAAGUAUGGAAAAGGAGACUGGAGAAAUAUCUCUCGGAAUUUCGUAACGACGAGGACUCCAACUCAAGUUGCAAGUCAUGCUCAGAAAUACUUUAUCAGACAGCUUUCUGGAGGGAACGAUAAAAGAAGAUCCAGUAUACAUGAUAUAACAACUGUCAAUCUUACAGAAACUGAAUGGAAGUCACCGGAAAAAGAUAGGCCUCAUUCACCGGAUAAACAGACUUCAAAUACGAACGCCAGGAUUAAAGUAGAAUAUGAUUCUAAUUUGCCAGACCAAGGAAUCAAUCUGUCAAAUUGCAGCUUAAUCAGGACUCAUCUUGGAGGGAGUGCUCCAUUUGGAUUAAAUCUACAUGAUCUUCAUAUGCAGAGUGUCACAUCGACUGGAUUCGAGUUAGGACAUCCUGGUACAAUUUUUCAGAUGUAGAGACUAGUGAUUUCAUAAUGCUGCUACAAGAAUGGAACAAAUCUGUAGGUGUUGCAAGAUUUUUCUUUGGAAUAUUCUUGAUCUCCAUUGGCAUUAUUAUGUCUAUAUUUAUCAGAAACUAGGAAACGCGCACUUGUUAAUAAGUUAUAUAAUCGGACUCGAGUUACCUUAAUUUAAGAGUUCUGUAUUGUUAAGGGUUUCAAGAUGCUGAAUUAGGAGAGACACGUGGUCAAAUAAACCAUCCUUUUUAAGUUCCCAGGUAUGUAAAACUCCGGCUAGACGAAGCUUUCCUUAGAAUGAGUUCAGAGCUACGAAAAACGUUGAGCAAUAAAGCUGCUACCAGUGCUUUUAUCAAUA